AUGGGGGGCGAUGAUGAUGAUCCCGAAAAGAAGAAGAAGAAGAAGGUGGCGGCGGCCGGGGAGCCCCCGGACGGAGGCUGGGGGUGGGUCGUCGUAGCGGCCGGAUUCGUGGUCAAUUUCAUUAUCGUUGGACAGUUGAGGUCGUACGGGAUACUGCUAGUGGAGCUGAUGGAGGUGCUAGGUACGAGCGCAGCACUGACCACCUGGGUCAACGGACUCGCAAACGGACUGUGUUUCCUGAUGUCUCCCGUCAUGCAGUGCGGCUCGUUGCAGGUACGGUCACAAAAAGGUCAUCGCGUCGGCGGCAUCGUCAGCGCCGUCGGCAUGACGGCUCAGUUACUUGGCGCUACGGCUGCUGUGGUUCUCUACAUCAGCGUAUGGCAAUGCAUUGCUCGCGUGGGAGCCGGACUGCUCUCAACCCAGUCAUCACACUUGCCAUUCUACUUCAAGAAGAAGCUAUCGCUGGGAAUGGGUGUCUCCUUUGCCGGCAGCGGCAUCGGCUUCUUCAGUUUCCCUUUCAUCUACGAGAAGCUGUUAGACACGUACGGAUAUCGGGGACUAUUUCUCGUCUGCGGAGCAAUCACGCUCAACAUCGUUCCCAUGGCCUUCCUGUUCCGGCCGAUCGCUCCGGCAGGCGCGGCGGCGCGGCGACCAGCGAUGCAGACGACACUCGGGACAGAAGAGAGAAUCAACGCAAACAGCAACGAACUUCAGACGCGCGAUGACGUCACGCAGCGCGCAGACGCCGCCGAGCCGCCGCCGCCGCCGCCGCGGAAACUGAAGUUCCACUGGGAGAUCUGCCAGGACGUGAGCUUCAUGGUGUUCAUCGUCGCCAUCAUGGCUCUCAUCUUCGGCUACCGCAACAACAUGACGAUGCUAGCCGUGAAGGCAGACGAACUGCAGCAGCAGACGACGACGACGCAAGAUGGCGGCGGUGCGUCGGCGGCAACGGUUCUCGCAACGCUGGCGCUGACGGAGACGAGCCUGCGCUUCGUCUGGGCGUUCUUCUGGGACCGCGGCGUCCUGCGCAACCACGUCGUGCGGCGCGUCAUGAUGGCCGCGUUCUCGUUCGUCGUCGGCGCCAUGUUGUUUGCGGUCGUCGCCAUAGAGACGAGCAUGGGGCUGCUCAUCUGGACAAUCUCGUACGGAGCCGUAGUCGGCGGUGCGAUGUCGCCGAUCCUCAUUGUCAUGGUGGAUCUGCUGGGGCCGGAGAAGUUCAGUGAUGGGUUGGGGAUCAUGAUGCUAGGGAGCUCCGUAGUGCAUAUGUUCAGUCCACUCCUCACCGGAGUUAUUGCUGGGCAUCCCCAGCCAAUCGGCGUUGACACAAGAACGUUCUAA
This is a messenger RNA of Priapulus caudatus, 1338 nucleotides long. RefSeq names its product monocarboxylate transporter 13-like. The record is from RefSeq and is a predicted model, not a curated record. The coding region runs from base 1 to 1338 and encodes 445 amino acids. Gene Ontology annotation, molecular function: monocarboxylic acid transmembrane transporter activity. NCBI's taxonomy places the organism in Eukaryota, Metazoa, Priapulida, Priapulimorpha, Priapulimorphida, Priapulidae. The transcript has 4 exons. Gene Ontology annotation, biological process: transmembrane transport.